This is a messenger RNA of Mesorhabditis spiculigera, 657 nucleotides long. NCBI's taxonomy places the organism in Eukaryota, Metazoa, Nematoda, Chromadorea, Rhabditida, Rhabditidae. The record is from the annotation of a GenBank genome assembly.
AUGGUUAUUCGUCGCAAGAAAGGGUACUCACCGAAUUCUUUUUUUGAUCUGGUAAAGCCACAUAUGGUGAUCGUAUCCUUUUGUCUCGGCAUCUUGGUCACGUGGUUUCAAAUGAGAAAGCAAUCGACCGAUGAACGAUUCGCGACCAGUUUUAUGCUUUGGUACUGUAUGGCAUGUCUUUGGCCGUUUCUGACCGUGAUCGUAAAGACGAUACUCGACACGGAGGGCCUACUUUAUGAUAUGGCAGGCUCUGAACGUUUCUUCGAUUUCAUUUUCGACACGGCUAUUGAUGCGGUGGCGAAUCUUGGAACAAGCAUGUGCUUCGUCGUUGCCGUGUGGCAUAAAUUUUCUAGAUGUGUCUUCGACGUGCGGGCCAGUGCAUCGAGUUUGGACGUGGAGGGCGGGAUUGACAAAUGCGAGAGUAGCGACAAGUACUGCGCCAAUAUUGACUUCAACGGGAUCAAGGCUAAGGGAUGCUCCAGGACGGCGUUGAAAAUUCACGGAGACGGUCUGCCUACAUUUGUUUGCGAUCAGGCCGGAUGCAACGCUCAAAAGACGCUUUGCUGUUGCGAGGGCAAUAAAUGCAAUGGAGCCACCGGUAUCUCGGCAUUACUGUCACUGCUGUCUUUUGGCGCUGUGUGGCUUUUCAUGAAAAAG